GUUGUGAGUCGUCUCGUGCAGCUCACGCGGGUCAGACGUGUCCUGACCGCUCGACGCAAUGAAGCUGCCGAUCUCGUUGGUAGUGCUAGCAGUGCUCAGCCAUGCCACUGCACAGCCCGUAGCUAAGAGCUCAGACACCAAACCCAAGGACUCCAACCAGACCGACAAGAGAGAGCUCCAGGAGGGAAACUUUGGAGAUCGGAAACCUAAGGAAAUUGCACCUAAAUUCGCUUCCAAUGAAGUGCCUGCGAAACCAGACUAUGAAAAACAACUGAAGGAGCUAAUCGCACAACAGUCGCCCGAACAACAAGUGUUCGGAGUGCGGUUGCCCCCUAUAAGCAAGAUCUCCGAUGUGCUGAGUGGACAGGGUCCCGCCUUCGAGGCAGCUCUCGCCAAACACCUCUACUCUCCAGUUUCCGUGUACCAUACCCGGCUAGGGUCACCAACAUCAUUCGAGGUGCAGGAACCAGCAGCAUCGCAGGUGGCGGCCUACCCACAAACAUAUAAAGGCCAAAAAGCAGACAACGAGAACCAGCAAAGACUGCACCCGCCACAGACAGCAGACUUUCCCAGCGUAGCUCUGUACUCUGUAAAGCAACCAAGAGUUCGUUUUGAAUCUUACCCUCCUGCAGACCCUGGAUUCCCUCGAGUGCACCCAAACUUACCGCAAGAACUUUACCAACCUCAGACAAUUCUCAAGCAACCAAUGUCUUCAAUAUUCCCGAUUUACGAUCAACUGGGCCCCAUCAGAUACCAAGGCCACGUGGUCCCAUCCCAAUAUCUUCAGCAGAAUAGAAUAUAUCAAUUCAUCCCCAUUAAUCCUGCAUAUAACUACGGUGACUCCGAUGAUACCCGAGAGAAAGAAUUCCCCAUUAAAGAAAACAGUCAAGAAUUGAAAACAGAAACUACAGAAAGAGCUCAAGUGCAGAACGAAAUAUCUACACCUAAACAGGGAUACCACGCUCAUCCAAAUGGUGCUAUUAGCUUUGCAAGUUUCUCUCAAAACAUACCAUUCCACGCGCAGUAUGAAACAGUGAUGCAGGCUCCACCAAACAAUAUACAUUAUACUCAACCUGAAGAAAUCGCUUCAGCUCAACUUGGGCAGGUAGCGGUACAACACCAGCCUGUAGCCCUUCAGCAACACCAACAUAAAUUAGUUCCAAUAAAACAACCCAGGUUCCAGUAUCCACAAAUAUUCCAUAAAAUCAUUCAAGAACCACAAAAAUAUGGCCAACCGGCAUAUCCACCGAUACAUCAGUUUAUAACCUACAAACAACAUAUUCCAAAUCAGGCAGACGUUGUGAAUGAACUUCCACAUCAUUUAAUUUUCCAAAAUCCCCGACCGGUAAGUAAAGGUCAAAUUAUUGAAAUACCUGCAUUCAAACCGUUACCUCAGUCAGUCCUUACUGCAGAGUCCUAUUUUCCACAAACAAGCUCACCGUCGCCUAAAGAUUCAGAAUCACAACCGUAUAAUUACGAUGAACAUUCCACUCCACAACCUACAAACCACAUCGACCAACCGAUAGCACCGGUAUUGCCUCAGCGGCAGCACACACCUUUACCUCCUUUGAAACCUAAUUACAACAAGUAUGUUAAACCUUUGAAGCCUACUCGUACGACGCCCAUAUUCUUACCGACAACUUUGCAACCUAUUCCAACAACCACUGAGAGCGCACAGCCCUUUACUGACCAAUUCGUUUCAUCAACAACCGAACAACCUGCGUUUAAUAAUCAAGAUGAGUCUAAAGAAAAUAUUCUGCAGUUGAAAACUAAUUCAGAAUCACGAACACCACAGCCGCUAGAAUCCGAUGAAACUCCUCUGUCUCUGCCAGCGUCAGUUUUACCUCUGACAAGACCAACAACGUACAAGCCACCAUUGCACAAUGAGUACUCUACACCACAGUCUCAACAGCGACCAACUCAAUCAGUAGGGACGCCACCACGACAUGAUGUAGUAAUUCAAAAACAGGAAAUUCAAGAAUUAUUUUUUGAUCCCUCUCCCCAACCUUCCAGCACUCCACAAUACCCUCUGCAAGAACAUGAAGAACACCAACUGCAUUCUCAAGUGCACCAUCAGAUAUUCGAACAGUUGCAACCCCCACAAUUCCAACAAGAACUUCACGAGACACACUCCCAACAAUAUCGACACGUACCUCGUCAAUCAGGCUCUCCGCAACAACAGUUCGCGUCUCAACAGAUACAACCUCAACAAUAUGUGAUCUUGCAACAAGCUUACCCUCUUCAGCGUCAUCCGGUUAAGCCCGAUCAAUUGCAGAGUCAGCAGUCCGCAGAACAGUCGCAACAACAACCGACAAUAGAACAGGCUCAGUCCCAACCUGAGCAGUACCAACAACAUAACUUAGAACCUAAAAACCAAGACCAAGUAGCCACCACCAAUCCUCUUGAAGAAUCUAAACAGUCAACAACGUCGACAGAGAAUCAACAUCAGCCAGAUUCUCAAGUCCAACAACAGGCAAAACCACAACUAACAACGGGGAAAACUGAAGAGCAGCCAGGGAAAGUAUCACAUUCUGGAAUCUCGCUACAAUCGUACCAUGGACCGGUGAUAUCAAGCAUCCAAGCGAUGUAUGCUCCACCCCAGCAGUACCUGGCUCACCCUGAGUAUGGCAUGGUGGACGUGCCAGUCUACCCCGACGUGCAAUAUUUCGGCAAGUUUGCAGAAGCACUAUUUGGGAAUCUUCAACAUUAACGUCGAAAUAUAUUGAAAUUCUUAGGUACUCUUGGUAGGUAUAUUAGACUAGGGUUAAAAUUAUUGAGAGGAGGCUCGUUGUUUAAGAAAUACCAAAAAUGACGAUUUCAAUGUUCUAGAAAUUGUAUUAAAUACUUAAUGUCAUGAAAUGUUGAAGACUUGCGUCUGUAAAUAUGAUAUUGUGUGUAGGCUAUGUACAUAAAAGGUUAGUAUUAGUAUUGUUACAUGUAGGGGAGAAUGCUUGACUGUGAUGCCAUAAUGUGUAUGUGUGUGUGUCUCAAUACACAACUGAGACUCUUAUCGCUUUCUUUAUUAAAGUUGCGUAA
Spodoptera litura is the source of this 3036-nucleotide messenger RNA. RefSeq lists its product as uncharacterized. The record is from RefSeq and is a predicted model, not a curated record. Lineage: Eukaryota; Metazoa; Arthropoda; Insecta; Lepidoptera; Noctuidae.